UUUUAAUUUUUGAGUCGAUCGAUAAACCCUAAGUUCUCUCUCCGUCGUCUUCAUUCUCAGCUUUGCCGUUUUCAUCGAUUAACGAGAGAGAAGCUUCGUUCGCCGUCGUCGUAAAAAUGGGUUUCAAGAGGAAGAAGGGCGAUGGUGACGGUGAGGAAAUGGAAUCAGAAGGUCGUGGAAAGUCUAGUUUCAAUGGAACUGAGAAGAGGAGUGUGAUACUUCCUUCGAUGAUUAAGAACAAGGAUAAGAGAUCUAAAGUGUAUGCUAAGCAAAAGCAUGAGAAGAAAGUGGAGAAGCAGAAGAAGAUUAGAGCUCGUGACGCUGCUGAGAAACGAGCUCUAGAGCUUGGUGAAGAGCCUCCACAAAAGAUGAUUCCGAAGACGAUUGAGAAUACCAGAGAAGCUGAUGAAACUGUUUGCCGACCUGACGAUGAAGAAUUGUUUGCUGAUAUUGAUGCUGAUGAGUUUAAUCCAGUGCUGAGACGUGAGAUUACUCCUAAGAUCUUGAUCACAACAUGUCGUUUCAAUUCCACUAGAGGACCUGCGUUUAUAUCUGAGUUGCUUUCGGUGAUACCAAACUCUCAUUAUCAAAAAAGAGGAACUUAUGAUUUGAAAAAGAUUGUAGAAUACGCAACGAAGAAAGAUUUUACAUCUCUUAUUGUAGUUCAUACGAAUCGCAGAGAACCUGACGCCCUUCUUAUCAUCGGUUUGCCAACUGGUCCUACUGCUCAUUUCAAAUUGUCAAAUCUUGUUUUAAGGAAGGAUAUUAAGAAUCAUGGAAAUCCUACAAGCCAUCAACCGGAAUUGGUUUUGAAUAACUUUACAACGCGUUUAGGGAAUCGUGUUGGGAGGUUUUUUCAAUCACUCUUCCCUCCGGAUCCUAAUUUCCGUGGUAGGAGAGUUGUGACAUUCCACAACCAGCGUGACUUUAUAUUUUUCAGACAUCACCGUUACAUAUUUGAGACGAAGGAAAGCAAACAGAGUGAUAAAGGAAAAGAUGGUGUUCAAGAGACAAUAAAACCUCGUCUUCAGGAAUGUGGUCCUCGAUUCACGCUUAAGCUAGUUACUUUACAGCAUGGAACCUUUGACACCAAAGGCGGAGAAUUUGAAUGGGUUCAUAAGCCUGAAAUGGACACGAGCAGGAGAAGGUUCUUCUUAUAAAUUCUGCUGUCUUUCGAGUUUCACAAAGUUUUGUGUUUAUUUUUCAUUUUCGGAUUUUCCUGAUCUCCGACCAAAAUUGUAUGUCUUUAAAACUUCACAUUUCUUUUCAAUAUAGCCAUGAGCCAUCGAAACAAUCGCAGGUGGACUUGUUUCAACAAUAUAGGUCCUUUUUUAUUUUUUAAAAGCUUAAUUUAAGCUA
Messenger RNA from Arabidopsis lyrata subsp. lyrata, 1359 nucleotides. Its product is annotated as ribosome production factor 1. The transcript has 11 exons. Bases 117 to 1160 code for a protein of 347 amino acids. Gene Ontology annotation, molecular function: rRNA primary transcript binding. The record is from RefSeq and is a predicted model, not a curated record. Lineage: Eukaryota; Viridiplantae; Streptophyta; Magnoliopsida; Brassicales; Brassicaceae. Gene Ontology annotation, biological process: maturation of 5.8S rRNA; maturation of LSU-rRNA. Gene Ontology annotation, cellular component: nucleolus; preribosome, large subunit precursor.